Molecule: messenger RNA, 2598 nt
Organism: Choloepus didactylus (southern two-toed sloth)
Lineage: Eukaryota; Metazoa; Chordata; Mammalia; Pilosa; Megalonychidae
Product: T-cell-specific guanine nucleotide triphosphate-binding protein 2-like
Exons: 1
Coding region: 1073-2395 (440 amino acids)
Biological process (GO): defense response; cellular response to interferon-beta
Cellular component (GO): endoplasmic reticulum membrane
Molecular function (GO): GTPase activity; GTP binding
Source: RefSeq, a predicted model, not a curated record
UUCUACCCCUUUGUUCUCACGCAGUGCUUAGCACAUUGGUCUACAUAUAACAGGCUCAAUAUAAGGACUGGGUGCUAUUGCUUCUGCUGUUGCAUGUGCUUUCUCCGUCCUUUUAAUGGGCCUCUUUGCCCUCACCCAAGGCUUCCUGUCUCAGCUGCAGAAACCCAAGGCUCUCUGACACGUUACUGCAUUAAUUACCUGCCUACAUAUCCACCAGAUCCUGUCCACUUGUCUAUACAGGCUGGUGAUAGGUGAUGUGUAGGACCUCAGGAGAGUUGCUGACUCCUAGCAAGUCCAUGUGUACAGUGCAGCAUUAAUUUUUAUAACAUGGUUACAUGGAACCUAUUAAUAUUCUGCAAGAGGAGCACCCUGUUACUUGAGCCACCACACUUUCUAGGAAAAGAAAAACAUUGUAAAAUUUUAUUCUGUAACAAAGACACAAUAUAUAGAAUUUCAUGUGUGAAGUAAAAUGCCGACACAUCUCUAUUUCACUGCUUUGAAUAAGAAACAGGGCCUAUUACUGGGAAAAUUAGAGGCAGUCAAAUGUUAAGACGAUUUUUGUGGGAAGAUUUACGUAACAGGUGGGAAGGAGUGUGGUGGCGAGUGGUGCUUUCAUUAAUUUUUUUAAUAAGUUGUGUUCCCUUUUUAGAAUUUCACAAAUAUUAUUUUGCAACAAGUAUUAUUUUGAACAGUUGAUUGUACACCAUGGAUGAUUUACGGUAUGUGAAUAUAUCUCAAUAAAACGGAAUUUAAAAAAAAGAUAAAGAAAACUAAAACAUGAUAAAAUAAAAAAUAGCAUGGUUACGAGUUUUGAUAGGAUAAUCAGGCCUCCAAAUUAGUCCUGAAUGGUGCAGAAGCUCUUCAGGGAGGAGGGCAUUCGAAGAUAAGGGAAAAGUCUGGCCAAGGGUAAACUAUAUACAGUUCAGAAGUCCAGGAAAUGCACAUCGUUAUAAAGGGAAGAUGCUGCUAUCUAUAAUGUGGGAGGGUUCAAACCUCAUAGCAUCUUUGCAUUCUCACCUCUUUGACCAUUGCUCUUUCCUCCCCCCUCUAGGUCCUUCUGGUGCUCAAGGACAUGGGUCAGUCACCUUCCUCCACCCCUGAACAAUCCUAUGCUCAUGACUUGGCCUCCAGCUUUCAAGACUUUUUUAAGAAUUACAAGAUAGAAAGCAAAAUCCUCUCUUCAGAAACCAUCACUUCAAUCCAAUCACUUCUGGAGAAAGGAGAUGUUCAAAAGACAAUUUCUGUGAUCUGUGAUGCAUUGAAAGAGAUUGAGAAUGCCCCAAUAAACAUUGCUGUGACAGGAGAGUCUGGGUCAGGGAAAUCCAGUUUUAUCAAUGCCCUGAGGGGUGUGGACCAUGAAGGGAAAGAUGCAGCCCAGGUAGGGUGUGUAGAGACAACCAUGGAGAGAAAAGACUACAAACACCCGAAGAUUUCCAAUGUGACAAUAUGGGACUUGCCUGGCAUCGGAACCACCAAAUUCCCACCAGAGAAGUAUCUGAAGGAAAUGAAAUUUGGUGACUAUGACUUCUUUAUUAUUAUUUCUACUACACGCUUCAAAAAGAAUGAUGCUCAACUUGCCAAAGCAAUUAAAAAAAUGAAGAAGAAUUUCUACUUUGUUCGAUCCAAGGUAGACAGUGAUAUAUACAAUGAAAAAAAGAAUAAACCCAAGACUUUCAAUAAGGAUACUCUCUUUCAAGACAUCAGAAAGUACUGUCUGGAACAUCUUGAGAAAGCUGAAGUGACUGAUCCUUGUGUCUUCUUAAUCUCCAGCUUUGAUGUGUCUGACUAUGAUUUCCCAAAGUUGCAGACCACUCUUCUGAAGGAUCUCCCAGCUCAGAAGCGCCAUAUCUUUGUGCAGUGCCUGCCCUGUGUUACCGAGGCUGCCAUUGACAGGAAGAGGGAUUCCCUGAAGCAGAAGAUCUGGCUGGAGGCACUGAAGGCUGGAGCAUGGGCCACCAUCCCUUUCAUGAGUGUAGGGGGUGAUGAAAUGCAGACACUGAAGGAGACCUUAAAUCUCUAUAGAUCUCACUUUGGGCUGGAUGAUGAAUCCCUCAAAAACAUGGCUGAAAGUUUGAAUGUGUCACUGGAAGAGCUCACAGAAAACAUUAAGUCUCCCAAUUUGCUGUCAGGUCAGAAGGAUGAGGAGACCUUAGGGAAAACACUGUUGAAAUGUGUGGAGAAAAUCUUCUCCGUCAGUGGUGGCCUCAUUGCCACAGGCCUCUACUUUGGUAAAAUGUUCUAUUGGCAAACUUAUUUCCUUGACACAGUGGUGGAUGAUGCUAAAGUUCUCCUUAAAAAAGAAGAGAUUUUUAGGAUCGAUGCUACCUCUGAGAAAACCAAACCACUUCUGGAUGCUGAGUGUGAAAAUGGGAAAAGUGAAGCAGCUCUCCCCUGACUUAUCCUCCGUGUUUUCAUGACACUGGUUCUGCAAAGGUGGAGUCAGCUUUCCUUGACGCAGUCCCAGCUCACAGCCAAGAGUGGACCACCUCCUCCAUGACUGUUAUCUGAGAAAAAGAGCAAUCAGCUCUAAAGCAUCCAUCUUUGGGGACCCUCUUGGGAAAAUAAAGGAAAGGAAUCCAAAAUUCUUUGCAAAGAGGA